UCUUCUCCAAAGGUUGACUUUAAAAGUUGCCAGCGCUGUACAUCUCCUUCUGUGGACUUAUUGGUGACAUGUGAAUUCUUGUUCUCUUACCUAAGGUUUUACAGCUGCUUGCUUGCUUGCUUGUAUGCAUCUAAUUAAGUAGGGAAGAGUCCUACGUAUCCUUCCCCGCACAAAAGAUUUUCCGACGCAUCAACUCUUUCACUAGACGAGCUUUUACAAGCAUUCGGAAAGAUCUAGAACAGCGUACAAGACGUUGGGAAAUAAUAAGAUAACAAUGGCAAAAAUAAUAUUUACACCAUGGAAGCAGCAAUCAGAGCUUCUUGCCGUUCGAGACCGGUUCUACCCCUCGUCUUCUCAGGAUGGUCCUGAUAUGCGUGCCCAUGCAUGUGCGACGGUUGGAGCAUGGAAACUGCGAGGGAAUUUACCUCAUGCUGUGGAAGCCACCGCGCUAUUAACAGAUGCUAUCCUUCAUGAUGAUGCUAGCAAAAACUCGAUCUUUUCCAUUAGGGCUACUUACUCUGCUGCAUUCUGCAGAUUCGUAACUGGUCUCGUUGAUUCUAAACUUCAUGGACAGAAAAAGACCAUGUUUCAAAGGGCCAUUGAUCUCGGGCUGCCAGCAUCAUUCGUGGAACUGCGUCAUGAGGCAACACAUCGCGAUCUACCUUCUCUGGUUGUAUUGCGAAGUGCGGCGCAGAGAUCACUAGAGUGGCUCUGGGGUUAUUACUGGGCGAGGAUUGACCUCCCUGCUACUACUGGCGCUUCUACUGCUCCUAGUAUUGCUUUGGAUGGAGAUCUCGAGCAGCUAAAGCCUACUAUCCGGAGAGAUCUCGAGGAUAUUAAAAGAAACCUUGAUGAAGUGGAACCUCCCCGCAAGAGAAGGAAAUCCCAGCAUGACUACUACCCGACAGCAGCGCGGCUGAUCUCCAUAUGUGAGGGUCGUCCCGAGGGAGCUGUUGCAUUGUCAGAGACAUUACUUGAAGGGAAAACAUUGUUCAGUGCUGGACAAAGUCUCGGGGCGCCUAUGGAUGAGGUGUUCGACAAGUGGGAUCCAGUCUUGCAGACAGUGGCCGAAAAGAGCACUUCGUUCUUGACUACCUUUACUGAAGUGAUGGCAAAUGAACUGUCUGCAGGAAAGCAUUCGGAUGACUCAUAUCUUGAAGGGAUUUAUAUGUGGCUGAACCACAUACUUAACUCCGACACAUGGAAGGCUAACAGGAGAUAUCUCUCAUUGUCUUACAUGCGGGCCGCCUGCGACGUAAGCGAGAAUGAGUGGACGAAGAGGCUGAGACAGUCUUUACGAAAUGACACUCAUGAUUCUGAUGCGCAUAACAUUGAAACUGCCACUGAAGACCAGCUGCUUGCGAACACACAGAUCGUUUCAGAUGAGGAUGAAGCACAACGGGUACUGAGCAAUCACGGAUGGGACCUCGCGGAUACGUGGAGGAGCGAAGCAAUUGGCGUGUCAUGAACUUAUUUUUGUUAUGAAGCGAAAUAUACCUUACACUCUUGUAUGAUUUAGCAAUGUAAUACUAGUUGUAGCCACUGAUCGAUCAUGUCGAUGAUAUCACGUGAGCGCGUUACUUA
Paecilomyces variotii is the source of this 1584-nucleotide messenger RNA. RefSeq names its product cell morphogenesis protein Las1. Gene Ontology annotation, biological process: maturation of LSU-rRNA; maturation of 5.8S rRNA. Gene Ontology annotation, molecular function: endonuclease activity. NCBI's taxonomy places the organism in Eukaryota, Fungi, Ascomycota, Eurotiomycetes, Eurotiales, Thermoascaceae. Bases 275 to 1468 code for a protein of 397 amino acids. The record is from RefSeq and is a predicted model, not a curated record. Gene Ontology annotation, cellular component: Las1 complex; preribosome, large subunit precursor. The transcript is spliced from 4 exons.